Molecule: messenger RNA, 2597 nt
Organism: Syngnathus typhle (broad-nosed pipefish)
Lineage: Eukaryota; Metazoa; Chordata; Actinopteri; Syngnathiformes; Syngnathidae
Product: choline transporter-like protein 1
Exons: 16
Coding region: 243-2183 (646 amino acids)
Biological process (GO): transmembrane transport
Cellular component (GO): membrane
Molecular function (GO): transmembrane transporter activity
Source: RefSeq, a predicted model, not a curated record
UAAGGCACCAAAAAGAAGUUUGUUGUCUUCCGUGUUUACCUGGGGGAAGUUAGCGAAAAAUGGCGUCCGUUGCUUAAUACCAUAACUUUAUUGUGAUCUAAAUGAUGGCUGCAGUUUAAACUGGUGCAAAGAACGAAAGAAAUAAGCUGUGGAGACAGGACAACUCAACUUUAGUUAAAUAAAGCGCGCCGAAAGUUUUAUUUUUCCACUCGCCACGCACAGCUGUCUUUUUGACAUCUACAAUGGGAUGUUGCAGCAGCACGGAGAGUAAACGUGACUGGAGCCCGUUGAAGGAUCGCAGUUGUACGGAUAUCCCAUGGCUCAUCAUCUUCCUGCUCUUCUGCCUUGGAAUGCUUUGUAUAUGUGGCUUCACAAUCGCCACGGGAGCUGCCUCGCGACUUAUAUCGGGAUAUGACAGCUACGGCAAUGUUUGUGGUCACAACAACACCAAGAUCCAGGGCAUUGAGCUUAGCGGCCGGAACAUGCUGGAAAACAAGUAUGUAUUCUUUCUGGACCCAUGCAACAUCGACAUCAUAAACAGGAAAAUGAAGAGUGUGGCUUUGUGCGUCUCCAAAUGUCCUGCCGCUGAACUGAACACCUAUAAUGAUUUAAAGCAGUUUGCGCUCACUAAUGGAUCUGCGCUUUGCACCUAUGAUAUCAGUCCAGCAAGAUACACGGGCCACACUGAUCGAUUUACCAAAUGUCCCAAGCUCCCAGUUCCAGCAAGUAAAUCAGUGCCACUGUUCCGUCGAUGCAUACCAGCGGACAUCGGCUGCUAUGCGGAAUUGGCCCUCUCCUUUUUCACAUUCAUCAGUGACAACAAUGUUUUCCGCCGAGUCGUCGCUGGAGUAAUGGCCAGCAAGGACAUCAUUGUGGGACUUUGUGUGCUGUCCUUAGUUCUUUCCCUGAUCAUGAUGAUCGUCAUCCGUUACAUCUCCAAAGUGCUGAUGUGGAUUCUCACUAUUCUGGUGGUCAUUGGAACUAUUGGAGCGACAGGCGUCCUCUGGUGGCUGUAUGCGGACCACAGGAACGCCCUCAAGAACAACACCGCCUCUGUCUUUGGCAAAGAAGUGGCGGCCGAUAAUGUCAAGGCGCUCCUCGUGUAUGCCAUCUGCGCAACUGUUUUCACGGUGGUUCUCCUGCUGAUCAUGGUCUUCUUGAGAAAGCGCGUGGCCCUCACCAUUUCUCUGUUCCACGUGGCUGGAAAAGUGUUCAUCCACAUUCCCCUGCUGGUCCUGCAGCCUUUCUGGACCUUCCUCUGCCUUAUGCUCUUCUGGGUCUAUUGGCUGGCUGUGUUUCUCCUCCUUGGACUUGCAGGAAACCCGGUGAAGAACAACUCCACAAAUAUGGUGGAGUAUCCCAUGAAUGGACCCGCUCAGUACUUAGUCUGGUAUCACGCGGUAGGUCUCAUUUGGAUCAGCGAGUUCAUCCUCGCCUUUCAGCAGAUGACCAUCGCUGGUGCUGUGGUCACCUACUACUUCACGCGGAAUAAAUCUAACAUGCCGGCCACUCCCAUCCUGUCGGCAACGGUUCGUACCUUCCGUUACCAUCUCGGUACUCUGGCCAAAGGCUCCUUCAUCAUCACUCUAGUCAAGAUCCCUCGUCUCAUUCUGACGUACAUCCACAGUCAACUCAAGGGAAAAGAAAAUGCGUGUGCUCGCUGCAUGCUAAAAGCAUGCGUGUGCUGCUUAUGGUGUUUGGAGAAGUGUCUGGCAUACUUGAAUCAAAAUGCUUACACAGCCACAGCCAUCAACAGCACCAGUUUCUGCACAUCAGCUCGUGAUGCCUUUGUCAUCCUGGUGGAGAAUGCCGUGCGAGUAGCGACCAUCAACACCGUGGGGGACUUUGUGCUCUUUUUGGGAAAGGUGCUCAUCGUGGCCUGCACGGCAUUUGCCGGCGUGCUGGCGUUGAACUACCAGCGCGAGUACACCGUGUGGGUCCUUCCCCUCAUCAUCGUUUGCGUGUUCGCCUACAUGGUGGCCCACUGUUUCCUCUCGGUGUUCGAGAACGUGGUGGACGUCCUCUUCCUCUGCUUUGCCGUCGACAGCAAGUACAACGACGGCAGCGCCGGUCGGGAGUACUUCAUGGACAAGACUUUAAUGGAAUAUAUUGAGAACAGUAAGAAAAGUGGCCGUUACAAGCCUGAGGACGGAAGUGGACGUGAGAUGAAGCCCAUGACAUGAGAAUGGGUGCUACAUAGAAGUAAGAAAUGUAUUAAUAAGGCUGACAGAAAGAGUCUUUGUUUUGUUCUUAUGACUAAAUUUUGGAGCUGUGUUCUAAGUUUUUCAAAAUGAGGAUGGGUGCUACAUAGAAGCAAGAAAUGUAGUGAUAAGGCUGACAGAAGAGUCUUUGUUUUGUUCUAUUUUGUUCUUAUGACACUACAUUUUGGAGCGGUGUUCUAAGUUUUUCAAAAUGCCUUUCUUAAACCCCAAAUGCAGUUUUGAUUCCGUUUUAAAACUCGCUGACAACCGUUUUAACAUGGUUUAACAUGUUUGGAAACUAAAAACAGUCGGUGUACUUUUUUCAGCUUUGUAAUAACUGUCUGAUUGUUUGUUACUUGUUUUUGUAUUUCAAAUAUAUAAAACAAAAAAAAGGUA